Budorcas taxicolor (takin) is the source of this 2598-nucleotide messenger RNA. It is a transcript of the gene AGBL2, whose product is annotated as AGBL carboxypeptidase 2. Gene Ontology annotation, molecular function: zinc ion binding; metallocarboxypeptidase activity. The record is from RefSeq and is a predicted model, not a curated record. The transcript is spliced from 17 exons. Lineage: Eukaryota; Metazoa; Chordata; Mammalia; Artiodactyla; Bovidae. Gene Ontology annotation, biological process: proteolysis. Bases 1 to 2598 code for a protein of 865 amino acids.
AUGUUCCCAGCAUUGGAAACAGAGCUAAAGCAGGAGACUCUUCCUGAUCCCUAUGAAGACUUUAUGUACUAUCACCUCCAGUACUAUGGCUACUAUAAAGCUCAUAGAAGCAGUUUACCAAAUUCUGCUACGCACCAGCAUGUUUGGAAGAAUAAUCCUCGAUACCUGCUGAGUGGCUCUUUUGGAAAAAGAGAGGAUUUGAUACCGGACCGCUUGCAAAAGGAGAAGCGUCUAUGGCCUAGCUGUCUACCUUCCACUGGGUGCAGACAGACCGGAGCUCUGAGCAGAGGUUCUCUUAGGCUGAGUUCGCCGUUUGUUAAGAGCAGACAGCUUCUUUAUGAUGACACUGGCGAAGUAAACCCGCGUCUCAGAGAACCCCGAGACCUCUUUGCUUUUUUCUCUGGCAGCGCGCUGCUACAGGCUCCAAGGUGGCCGAUAGAAUGUGAGGUCAUCAAGGAGCGCAUUCAUCAUAUUGAGUGGGUUCCACCUCAACCAGAAUAUUUCUAUCAACCCACAGGAAAUGAAAAGAUACCAGAAAUUGUAGGAGAAGAAAAAGGCACAAUUGUCUAUCAGUUAGAUGCAGUGCCCACUGAAGAUUGCUAUUUUACCAGUUCCAGAGUAGGAGGCAAACGGGGAAUUAUCAAGGAACUUUCUGUCUCCUUACAAGGACCAGAAGAUAAUACUCUGCUGUUUGAAUCAAGGUUUGAGAGUGGGAACCUGCAGAAAGCUGUCAGAGUAAACACUUUUGAGUAUGAACUCACCUUGCGAACUGACCUCUACACAAAUAAGCACACUCAGUGGUUUUAUUUUCGAGUUCAGAACACCAGAAAAGAUGUCACCUAUCGCUUCACCAUCGUCAACUUGCUAAAACCCAAGAGCCUCUAUACUGUAGGGAUGAAGCCACUCAUGUACUCCCAGCUGGAUGCCAGCACCCACAGCAUUGGCUGGAGGAGAGAAGGAAAUGACAUCAAGUACUACAGGAACAACGCGGAUGACAGACAGCAGCCCUUUCACUGUCUCACAUGGACCAUUCGGUUUCCAUACGACCGGGACACUUGCUUCUUUGCACACUUCUACCCAUACACGUACACUGACUUGCAACGCUUCCUCCUGUCGGUGGCAAACAGCCCCGUCAAAUCUCAGUUCUGCAAACUCCAGACUUUAUGUAGGAGCCUAGCAGGAAACACCGUCUACCUGCUCACCAUCACCAACCCAGCCCGGACCCCUCAAGAGGCAGCUGCGAAGAAAGCUGUGGUCUUGACUGCCCGCGUGCACCCCGGAGAAAGUAAUGGCUCCUGGAUUAUGAAAGGCUUUUUGGACUUCAUCCUAAGCAACUCCCCAGAUGCUCAGCUCCUCAGAGAUAUCUUUAUCUUCAAAGUGGUCCCCAUGUUAAAUCCAGACGGAGUGAUCGUGGGGAAUUAUCGUUGUUCGCUGGCUGGAAGGGACUUGAACCGGCAUUACAAGACCAUUCUGAAGGAGUCUUUCCCCUGCAUCUGGCACACCAGAAAUAUGAUCAAGAGACUUCUUGAAGAAAGGGAGGUUCUCUUGUAUUGUGAUUUCCACGGCCACAGCCGGAAGAAUAACAUCUUCCUGUAUGGUUGCAAUAACACCAAUCGCCAGUUCUGGCUUCAUGAGCGAGUCUUUCCUUUAAUGUUAAGCAAAAACGCACCAGACAAGUUCUCUUUUCACAGUUGUAACUUUAAAGUCCAAAAAUGCAAAGAAGGGACAGGACGCGUGGUGAUGUGGCGGAUGGGGAUCCUCAACAGCUACACCAUGGAGUCUACGUUUGGCGGGUCCACCCUGGGCAAUAAAAGAGACACUCAUUUUACCACUGAGGAUCUGAAGUCCCUGGGUUAUCACGUCUGUGACACCCUUCUCGAUUUCUGUGAUCCUGACCGAACCAAGUUCAUGCAGUGUCUGGCAGAGCUUAAAGAGCUCUUACAACAGGAAAUCCAUAAGAAAUUCAAGGAACUUGGACAAGAUAUGGAUUUAGAAAGAAGCUGGAGUGACAUCUCUUUGUCUGACGUUGAAUCCAGCACCAGCGGUUCUGACAGCUCCCUCUCAGAUGGCCUCCCUGUUCACCUACUGAAUAUAGCAGAUGAGUUGCAUCAGAAGAAGACGAUGUAUAAGAAGAAAAAAAAGCCACUUAAAUCGAGAAAGCAGCGAAACAGACAGUAUCAGAGAAAUACUUUGAUGCCGGAGUCAAAGUUGACUGAAGAUGCCCCAGAAAGGGCAGGAUUUCCUUCUACUCUGCAAAAGCAUCCUGCCUUUUUCAGAACUUCAGAGAAUGCCCGUUCUUCAAUGAUGAAAUAUGAAAAAUCAAGAUUGAAUAAGUCCCAGUUAAACGGAAGAGGCAAAAGCACCUCCCUGGACCCAACAGAUAUGACCACCGUGAUUUUGACCAAGAAUAAAGACAGAAUACAGAAAGAGAAGCCAGGAUUUACAGUAUCUUGCGAUCCAAAGAGAAGCGCCAACCCCAGCCAAGAGCCGGCUCCACCAGUGAAGCCAAGCUGGUCCAGGAACAGAUAUCCUGGCACAAAGGGAAGCCACAGGACCGCCGUGGCAUACCCAUCCUUGCACAUAUACACCUACCCGUAG